AGCUCGCGCUCACUUGGACCCGCCGCGGGAAAAGUAAUUACAACAACAGUGACUGUUUGAGCCGCUGCAACGUCGUGCAGGCCGGAAGCUACAGCUUUCGAUGACAUUCGGUGCCGACGGCGGGGUCCAGUCUUCCCCUAGGUGGAGCAGCAUGUUGAUCUCGUGUGCCUUGCCCACUGCCUACCGUAUGCUCGCCUCCAGACCCGUGCCUUAGCUCAUGGCCAUGGCGGAGGGGGUUGCUCGUGGUCAAGAUAGUCCCUGGCUAAGUAUAUAAGGACUGGCGUAGUUCUCGUCGUUGCCAGGGAACCUUCACAUACCUCGAGCUUCAACAGAACAACCCUCCCCUACACCCAACCCAUCACAAGGCUCAUCCACAGCUCAACCAUCAACAUGGCCACUUACACACUCUACGAUGCCUCCUUUGGCGUCAUCAGGGAUGCCCUCGAGUCCCUGACCAACAUCCUCGACAAGGUCGCUGCCUCACCCGUCGCUGACACCAUUGCCGACGCACGCCUCCACCCCGACAUGCUUCCCUUUUCUUUCCAGGUCCACGUCCUCACCCAGUUCGGCCACAAGUGCCUGGCCCGCAUCUCGGACAAGUUCCCCGCCGAGACCUUUGCCAUGGAGGAGCUCACCAGCAUUGACGCCAUGAAGGCGCGCAUCGCCAAGGUCCAGUCGCAGUUCGACCUGAUCACCAAGGAGUCCAUCAACAGCCGCGAGAACGAGAUGGUGAAGCUCGGCUUGGGGCCCAACAAGCCAGAGGUCGACAUCAAGGCGUGGCAGUACGUGCAUGGCUUCGCCAUCCCCAACGUCUACUUCCAUCUCGUCACCGCGUACGACAUUGCGAGGAAGGAGGGUGUCGAUGUGGGCAAGCUUGACUACCAGUCCGCGUUCUUGAACAAGUUCCUCAACUAGGGGUAGCAAAAAGUAGUAAUGAAGCGCGUGUUUCUUAUGACCAUGCUCACCAAUGGUGGCACUGAUGUGAAUGCCCCGUGACCGUCAUGUUGUGCGUGGAAGGGCGAUUGGAUCAAAAAGUCAAAGCACGAGAGUGCGAGGCUGGAGGGAGUAAUGUAGUGAGCAGAUGAUAGAAAUACCUGGCAUAUGUAAAAAUAUAUAUGAAUGCAUACCACGUAUUCGAUGAUGC
Messenger RNA from Emericellopsis atlantica, 1144 nucleotides. RefSeq lists its product as uncharacterized. The record is from RefSeq and is a predicted model, not a curated record. Bases 391 to 915 code for a protein of 174 amino acids. The transcript has a single exon. Lineage: Eukaryota; Fungi; Ascomycota; Sordariomycetes; Hypocreales; Bionectriaceae.